CUUGUCGUAUAAUCAACUUGCUGUCUUACCCCUCAUUUCUCUCCGCCCCCUUUACACCACAUAUCUCACCCUCUUAUCAACACCCCUCAGCUGCAUGACCACCUCCACCCAUCAUGAUAUCAGAAGAGCUUCUUGAGGACUGUCUCCAGGGCCUUCAGGGCCAAGAAUUUGACGAGGAGGAACAGGCGGAGAAAGCUGAAGACUUCCUGCGCGAGAAGACCUCCUUGUCGGGGGCAUCCUUAGAGAAUGCCGUGCUAGAUGUCCUUUGGAGACAUCGAAAUCGCACUCUUCCAGGAUCCUCCCCUCCGCCUCCUCGACAUACAGUCAUUCGCCGCUCAUCACCCGCCCCCUGGCAGAUGGCCCGUUCGUCAACCCCGUUGUCACCCCAUUCGAAUCUUGGAACCAGUCCGGGGAGCACCUCUUGGCUUCCGAACUCGCGAGGCGGCUUUUCGCGACCGCCAUUGUCCUCGACUGUAUCGCCAUUUACUUCCCCGCGCCCGUCUCCCCGACUCGCUCUUGCUCAACCGAUUCCUCACUCCCCUAAUCUAAACGCAUACGAAUUCUCCGACCAGAGCCAAGUGUCUGAUUUCUACGGGGACUUUGGUAGCGACAGCAAUGUGGACUGGCUAGUAGCAGACGAUGCAAAUAGUACUACCUCUUCUGUGGGAACAUACAGCCUCGCAGCUGGACUCAGCGCUACGGCCCCUGAGUUUGUUCCGGAUAUGAGUCCUCAUGAUAUCUUGCGCACCGUGCUCGGGGAUAAGAGGACGAACGAAGAAAUAGAGACUGCGUUGGAAGCAAAUAGUUACGAUUUAGGCGCUACCAUUGCGUCGCUAUCUCAAGGUCACGAUGCGGAUGCGAUUGUGCAUCAUACCGACGACGGUCGCGUGGUUGUCGGAAAAUCGAUGGCAAUGGAACAAGCAAAACCUGGUAGUAGUUCUCCAGGGCAAAUCCGUAGCCCGGUGGUCUGCAAGUAUUGGCUAUCUACAGGCCAAUGCCUUCGCGCCGACUGCCGGUUUAGCCACGACCUAACCAAUCAUCUUUGCAAGUACUGGGUCAUGGGAAAUUGUCUUGCAGGUGACGGGUGCCCUUUUUCGCACGACCCUUCCGCGCUCGUCGCGAAUCUCAGCAUGACAGAUGGUGGUCACCAAAGCUCGACUGGUCCGCAAUUCCACGUAGAUAGUGCCUCGGAGGCAUUCCCUCCUUUGCAAUCCACUCUAGGAGUCGGCGACCAAUGGGCCAGCCAAUACCUUGGCAAAUAUCCAGCUCAUUUAUCCGGUCUCAUGGGAGGCAAGGGCGUCCCACAGGCGAUGCAACUUGUCACGGGCAAGCGAAAUGGAAGUUCAACACACGGGUCUCGCUCUCAUUCCCGGCCCGGUAGCAGGCACCAGAAUCGUGAACUAAAUCCGACCGCACCAUCUGUGGAUGAUCCAGACGCAUUUCCUACCCUUGCUGCUGUCAGCGCCAAAAAUAAGAAGCAUCAUGGUAAACGCGGCGCACAUAAUCGUGAAACUAAUUCAAAUAAAGAUAGUCUGCCUACGUCACUAGCAGAUGUCGUACGCAUGUCUCCUUCUCCCGCGGCUGGCAAGGGGAAAACCACAUCUAGAAACAAAGAAGGAGCCAAAGGCCGUGAAAACAGUGCUGCUGCCCAGUCUAUCCCGCCGCCGCAAAACAUCCCUUGGCUUGAGACGGGCUCGCGAGCCAACCAGCAAUAUAUCAAGUACCGUACGGAAGCCAUUCGCCAUGGCACAGUAAGGAACAAGUUUCUCCAAAGUGCGGCCCAAGCUUGGAAUCGUAAUGAUGCUAGAGCAGCAAAAGCUUUGUCUUUGCGGGGUCAGGCGGAGAAUGAGGCCAUGCGUAAGUGCCAUCGAGAAGCCGCGCGGCAAUUAUACGAGGAGCGAAAUAAGCAUAUACUCCAUGCCGGUCUGGACGACUCCUUGGAAGAGCUCUAUGUGGACUUGCACGGUCUACACCCCGAGGAGGCAAUUGAGUACCUAGAGAAGAUACUCCUCAAGCAUGCUCAUGAAGACCGACGUGUUGUGUACGCCAUCACGGGUACAGGCCACCAUUCUAAGAAUGGGAAAGACAAGAUAGGGAAGGCAGUCAAGGCUUGGCUGAACGAGUGGAAAUACCUAUUCCGUGAGUUUAGUGUACCUGGAGAAAGGGGCGGGUACGUAGGUGGGAUCCUAGGAAUCGACCCCACGAGUUACGAUAAAUCUCUAGCCAAAAGUCUAGAAGAUAGCGCCGAUACAACAAUAAUCGCUGACGGAAACCAGCCCGUCCUGGCAAUGGGCAAAAUUCAACUACUAAAGCGUGAGGACUUGGAACCGAAACAUACCUAAACACAGGUUUUCCAACCCGUGACAUGGUGGAAAGGAAUAACCCUUGUGCUGCAAGUUCCCUUUACGGUCCGUUAUGGUAUCCAUGGAGCGCUUGCAACCGACGGACCGCUUUUCUGCUUUUCUCGGUAUGUGAAGCAAGUUCCGAGAUUGGAGCAUCGGUUCCAGCUAAGUCCAUGCAUACAUGCAGAAAUCCAG
This is a messenger RNA of Aspergillus alliaceus, 2537 nucleotides long. RefSeq names its product CCCH zinc finger and SMR domain protein. Bases 114 to 2342 code for a protein of 742 amino acids. The record is from RefSeq and is a predicted model, not a curated record. NCBI's taxonomy places the organism in Eukaryota, Fungi, Ascomycota, Eurotiomycetes, Eurotiales, Aspergillaceae. Gene Ontology annotation, cellular component: nucleus. Gene Ontology annotation, molecular function: metal ion binding; RNA binding. The transcript has 3 exons. Gene Ontology annotation, biological process: negative regulation of DNA-templated transcription.